AUGAAGCGGUUCAUGGCCACGUUAAACAGGAAUAAAAACAAGGAUCCCCCACCCGCCAAGCUGCUGGAUCUCGCAGGACAGCUUUGCCAGGACCUCCAGAGCUCGUCUCCUAGUCUGGAGAAGCUGGUUGAGGCCAUGAUGGGGUGCAAACACAAGAUGUAUUUUCUCACUAACAUCCACGUUGUCCGAGCUUGUGUGUCUGUUCAUAUCCAUAACGGGCAGUAUGACACAGCCUGCAGACUCCUGGAGUAUUGCAAGGCAGAAGAGAAGGAGGAGCUGCUGCAACUUUGGCAUGAGAUUCACUACCAGAGGGUUAUGGAGAAACACCGUACAGAUUUUCUGACACCACUGCAGAAAUUCCGUUGCAGGAAGAGGAAUCCUCCACCUAUUUCCCUUUGUCCUGAAGGUCUGAAGAAUCGAAACUACCCAGAUGAAGUACGCCAGCAACUGCACAGGUUUGCUGCAGAGGUGACAACAAAUCCGAACAGGAAACAGCGGGAGGGAUUGGCUCGGGACGUGAACCUGCAGCCAACUCAGGUCUAUAACUGGUUUGCAAAUUAUCGACGGCGUCAAAAAUCCUGCCUCCCUCGUAAGGAAAAGCUCAACAACUCGUGUCCUGAGAGGGCUUUGAGUUACCACAUAAAGGAGCAGCAGGAUAAAGGAUCCUACACUCCAGAAACUGCAGAUGGAUCUUGUGCAGGCAUCGGCUCUGAGCAAGUGGAGAUAACCCUCAUGCCCUGUGACCCAGGGUGGGAGCAGUCAGCUGCAGAUCUGGAUAAGCCUCCUGAAGGAACAUAUUUAAAGAUGCUGGAAUCCAGCUUUAUGCAGAGCAGUGAGCUGUAUGAAGCAAGGACAAGCAAGGCUUUGUUGACCACUUACAACACGGAACAAGCUGUAGCUUUUUGUACUGAGGCCAUGCUGGAACCAGGAACCUGCUUUAACUCUGCUGUCCUGCAGCCCAGAGAAGCAGCAAGCGGUACUGAUGCCAUCCCCCAGCUGGAUAACUUUGUCCUGUGCUCUUGCGGUUCCCUUACCUUCCCAGACGAACGGCUGCCCUUGUGGCAGGCCCCUUGCAGCACCAGAGGAGUCUCUGGCUCCAUGUGGACCCCAAGUAUAGAAGGUCAGUAA
Molecule: messenger RNA, 1128 nt
Organism: Charadrius vociferus (killdeer)
Lineage: Eukaryota; Metazoa; Chordata; Aves; Charadriiformes; Charadriidae
Gene: ANHX
Product: anomalous homeobox
Exons: 6
Coding region: 1-1128 (375 amino acids)
Biological process (GO): regulation of transcription by RNA polymerase II
Cellular component (GO): nucleus; transcription regulator complex
Molecular function (GO): RNA polymerase II cis-regulatory region sequence-specific DNA binding; DNA-binding transcription factor activity, RNA polymerase II-specific
Source: RefSeq, a predicted model, not a curated record